Messenger RNA from Drosophila santomea, 1932 nucleotides. Its product is annotated as protein twist. Bases 176 to 1663 code for a protein of 495 amino acids. The record is from RefSeq and is a predicted model, not a curated record. Lineage: Eukaryota; Metazoa; Arthropoda; Insecta; Diptera; Drosophilidae. The transcript has 2 exons. Gene Ontology annotation, molecular function: RNA polymerase II transcription regulatory region sequence-specific DNA binding; DNA-binding transcription factor activity, RNA polymerase II-specific; protein dimerization activity. Gene Ontology annotation, biological process: regulation of transcription by RNA polymerase II; developmental process.
UGCGUCAGUUGCGUUCCGUCAGUGCGUGCGAGCAGAUCACCGAUCCACACAAAACGCGGGCGUGAAAAAAAGUAUCCACGAAGUUCUAAAGUUUCAAAAUAAGAAUAUAAUUGAUAUAUAGAUAUCAGAAGUUCUAACUCAAGAAGUGCGCUAAAUAGCCCAGCAAGAUCACCAAAUGAUGAGCGCUCGCUCGGUGUCGCCCAAAGUGCUGCUGGACAUUAGCUACAAGCCCACGCUGCCCAACAUCAUGGAGCUGCAGAACAAUGUGAUCAAGCUGAUCCAGGUGGAGCAGCAGGCCUACAUGCAGUCCGGCUACCAGCUGCAGCACCACCAGCAGCAGCAGCAGCAGCAUCACCUCCACUCCCACCAGCAGCAGCACCACCAGCAGCACCAACAGCAGCAGCAGCAGCAACAUACCCAGUACGCCCCACUGCCCUCGGAGUACGCCGCCUAUGGCAUUACCGAACUGGAGGACACCGACUACAACAUACCCAGCAACGAGGUCCUGAGCACCAGCAGCAACCAGAGUGCCCAAAGCGCCAGCCUGGAGCUGAACAACAACAACACCAGCAGCAACAACACCAGCUCGGGCAACAAUCCGAGUGGCUUCGAUGGCCAGGCCAGCAGCGGAUCCUCCUGGAACGAGCACGGCAAGAGGGCCAGGAGCAGUGGCGACUACGAUUGCCAAACCGGGGGAUCACUGGCCAUGCAGCCCGAGCACAAGAAGCUAAUCCACCAGCAACAGCAACAGCAGCAGCACCAGCAACACAUCUAUGUGGAUUACUUGCCCACCACCGUGGAUGAGGUGGCCUCGGCUCAGUCCUGUCCUGGAGUCCAGAGCACCUGCACCUCCCCGCAAUCCCACUUCGAUUUCCCCGACGAGGAGCUGCCCGAGCACAAGGCCCAGGUCUUCCUGCCGCUCUACAACAACCAGCAGCAGUCGCAGCAGCAACAGUCACACCAGCAAAACCACGCCCAGAUGCACUUCCAGAACGCCUACCGACAAAGUUUCGAGGGCUACGAGCCGGCCAACUCCCUGAACGGCAGUGCCUAUUCCAGCUCGGAUCGGGAUGACAUGGAGUACGCCCGCCACAACGGCUUGAGUUCGGUGAGCGAUCUCAACGGCGGAGUCAUGUCGCCCGCCUGCUUGGCGGAUGACGGCAGUGCCGGCAGUUUGCUGGACGGAUCGGAUGCCGGCGGAAAGGCAUUCCGCAAGCCACGUCGCCGGCUGAAGCGGAAGCCCAGCAAGACGGAGGAAACGGACGAGUUCAGCAACCAGCGGGUCAUGGCCAAUGUGCGGGAGCGCCAGCGCACCCAGAGCCUCAACGACGCAUUCAAGUCCCUGCAGCAGAUCAUACCCACGCUGCCCAGCGACAAACUCAGCAAGAUCCAGACCCUAAAGCUGGCCACAAGAUACAUCGACUUCCUGUGCCGCAUGCUCAGCUCGAGUGAUAUAUCCCUGCUGAAGGCCUUGGAGGCCCAGGGAUCGCCCUCGGCCUACGGAUCAGCCAGUUCCCUGCUGAGUGCCGCCGCCAAUGGAGCCGAGGCGGAUCUGAAGUGCCUGCGCAAGGCCAAUGGAGCACCCAUCAUCCCGCCCGAGAAGCUGAGUUAUCUGUUUGGGGUGUGGCGCAUGGAGGGCGAUGCCCAGCACCAGAAGGCAUAGCGGCGGAUCAGGACACCAUAGCUAAUCCUGUCCAGGAAGGGGCUUCCAGCAGCAACUAUCGUGUGAAUUCCAGAGCCUAGGCGCUCUCACUCUUCAAUUCUCUGUCACGCUUUCCAUAUAUACGUGUCGACUAGAUGAUUAGAUGUCUAAGCCUAAAACCUACUAUUAAUGCCUAUUUAAUGUCAUAGUCUAAACUAAACUAAAUUAAUUGUAAAAAGCCAACGGGCCAACAAGCCAAGAAACAAAGAAAAGCCAUGAACAAAACCAGA